AUGUCAUCUCGAUGCUUCUGUCAUUUCCAGACUCUCUCUCUUGCUGUCUUGCACAGGAGCAGAUGGAACUCAUUCAGUGUGGAGGAGUGUGCACAGAAUCUCCACACAACAAAAGUCACCUCCAUACACAGUGAGGAAGACCACCAUACAGGAGACUGCUUUUAUGAACUUAGUAUAGUUUUUAAUUUUUUGUUCAACCUUUACUCAUUAAAUGCUCUGCUCUUGCACUUGUGUUUCAGGUAUUACGCCACAGUGCACCCCUUAAAGAAGCGCACCUCUAUGGUCACCCAUGCUUCUAUCCUAACUGGAAUUUGGCUGCUGUCAUGUGGGCUGGUGGCUCCAGCUGUGGCUCACACCUAUUACGUAGAGUUCAAAGAAGAAGGCUUCACCAUCUGUGAGGAGUUCUGGCUGGAACAAGAAAAAGAAAGACUGGUGUAUGCGUACAGUACCCUGCUGGUCACCUACGUCCUGCUGCUUUCGGCCAUUUUCAUCUCUUACCUCUGCAUUUCCGUCAAACUAAAGAACUGCGUCGCACCGGGCCACAGGACACAAGAUCAGUGUGGCGCUCAGCAGGCCCGUAAAAGGAAGAUCUUUCGGUUGGUUGCACUUUUGGUGUCUGCUUUCACAGUGUGCUGGCUUCCUAUUCAUGUGUUUGUGUUGCGAGAUAUAGACAUUCACUUGAUUAACAAACGCUACUUCUUACUGAUCCAGCUGCUGUGUCACCUGUGCGCCAUGACCUCAUCCUGCUGCAACCCUUUUCUAUACGCAUGGCUCCACGGCCGCUUCCGAUGUGAGCUGCAGAAGAUGUUCAAGCGCCGCCAUCGUAUAGGAGUGCCUGUUAAUCAGGGUGUGACCAGCGUGGUCUUAUAA
Messenger RNA from Thalassophryne amazonica, 870 nucleotides. Its product is annotated as prolactin-releasing peptide receptor-like. Gene Ontology annotation, cellular component: plasma membrane; neuron projection. The record is from RefSeq and is a predicted model, not a curated record. Gene Ontology annotation, molecular function: neuropeptide Y receptor activity; neuropeptide binding. NCBI's taxonomy places the organism in Eukaryota, Metazoa, Chordata, Actinopteri, Batrachoidiformes, Batrachoididae. Bases 1 to 870 code for a protein of 289 amino acids. The transcript is spliced from 2 exons. Gene Ontology annotation, biological process: G protein-coupled receptor signaling pathway.